CCCUUCUACACCCUUCCCUCCUUCUUCUCCCCACCACAGCAGGCGCAGACUCUGGACCAGCAUGCCAGUGCGGACGAUCCCGUGCCAGCUCCGAGCUCCGUCGCCCCUCAAAUGCGCGACACUCCAAUGGACAUCGCUCCCUCCUCCGCCUCCUCCUCCUCCGCCGUCGCUCAGGGUCAUCCCCCAUCCUCAUCGGCAUCCUCCACCAUCUCAUCGGCCUCAUCGAUGACGGCCCCUCCGGCAUAUACCGCCACCGCUAAUAACGCCUCCGCCUCAUCCUCAGCAGCACCUCCAUCUGCAGCCCUCUUUCGUUCCCACUCCGAGUACUCUCCGUCCACACCGGCAGCCCGUAUACCUGUGGUCGUGCCUCCUCCGACCGUCGCGCAACCCUCACCGAGCAUACCUCCCCCUGCACCACCCACCAUCCUGGCGCCCCCUGCCCCUCCAGGCCCCGAGCGUUCCAAUCACUAUCGGCCGCAUGAACCGUUCCUUGCCCACGCGCCUCCACCGCCGGAUACAUGGAUCGCGGUGGAAACACUGACGAGGGAGUACAAUCUGGUUGUGAGGUUGCCUGGCUUCCGCCGCGAUGGGAUCACGCUGGCGACGCGCAGACGAAGGGUAUUGCAUCUUGUGGCGGACUCUUGGGAAUCGGGUGGCGGUCAUUUCGAGCGCAGGAUCUCGUUUGGUUACGAUGCCGACCUGGCGCAGGUGCGGGCUGAGUUUGACGGCGACCUGUUGAGGGUGAUUAUCCCGAGACGCAUGCCGUCGAUGACAUGGUACGGCGAGGCUCGCGAUUGAGCUGUGCCUGUGCCUCCGCACCUCCUGAGUCCAAGCUCGUCAACUACGCCACGCCACGCCACGAUCGUAAGGUUUAUUCAGAAGUAGUCGCUCAAGAGUCGAAGAGUAGAAAAAAGUUCAACUUUACUAGCCACUUAAGUCUCCGUCUCCGUCUCUUACCUGCUUGCUACCUAUCUGGCCGAACCAGCAUUACCAUCACAUCGCACUCGACGGCCCAAGAUCUCAUAAUGUUUUAUAGCUGUUUUCCACUUUUUUGUUCUCCCUCUCUCCCCGUCCGUCCAUCCUAUCCAUUCGAAUACCCCGAGUCUCGGAACGCGAAACGAAACGGCCGGCCGAACGCAUGCAUGCUUGUACACACUUUACCUCCCCUUUCCCCCUCUUCCCCUUCUCUCCUCGCCCCGUCGAUCCUCUCUUUUCAUCUACGCUCGCCCCCCUCUGUCGCCAUACACACCCGCAACGCUCCCCGUAUCAACUUUCUCCCGCCGUCUAUCUGUAUAGUACAGAAGGACUUUUUCGGUUUCAGACCGCUCAUCCUACCCGUCGCCGGUCUUUACGCCACUGCACAGUGUUUUCCCGGUCGCAUCCAACCCAUCCCAAUCCUAACCAAGUAUCCAUACGUCAAUAUUUUU
Messenger RNA from Stereum hirsutum FP-91666 SS1, 1427 nucleotides. RefSeq lists its product as uncharacterized. The record is from RefSeq and is a predicted model, not a curated record. The transcript is spliced from 4 exons. Lineage: Eukaryota; Fungi; Basidiomycota; Agaricomycetes; Russulales; Stereaceae. The coding region runs from base 112 to 798 and encodes 228 amino acids.